UUUAAGCUCUCUUCCAUGGCGGUGUUUUAGCUUCUCUAUUCCGAUUUCCGCACCCUUAAUAGGUAAAUGGCGCUCUCUCAUCUCCUUCUCCGGCGCCUCAAUUGCUCAAAACCCCCCUCCGUUCAUCUCCUCUCUCUAAUUCCAAUUCCUAACUCACUGCACUUCUCUUCCGCAUCCGCCGACCCUGCCUCUACUCCCCAAUCUCCAUCCCCCGCCAAACCUACCUCUCUCUCUGCUCGCAUGAGCUUCAUCUUCGAACAAAUCGAUGAAAUUGAUAAAAACCGCCAAGAGAAAGACCAAACCCUCCAGCGAAUCCGGGCCUGGCGCGAGUCCAAGAAGCACAAAGACGCUCCCGUUGCCGAAGCCACGCCCGACCCGCCGCCGGUAGAUUCGGUACAAGAAGGAUUGGAGUCGGAAUUAGCCAAGAGCGAAGCGUUUCUGGGGAGUAGUGAUGGGAAGAAGGAAGUGGAGUUGGUGCACCCGUGGCCGGAGUGGAUUGAGCUGAUGGAGAGGCUGCUGCACCAGAAUUAUUUUGAUCAUAAGAGAAAGGACGAGGAAGGCAUGAUGCAAGCCCUCGGCUUUGAUGUUUCGGCCUCUGCCGCGGAGGAGGAUAAACGCCCAAAUUUUGCUCGUGAUUUCAAAACUGUGCAGGGUGCUCUGGUUAAUUUUGGUCGCGAUCGCUUUGACAUUUUGAGGUCAUUGUCAAGACAGGAUCUUCAACUAUUAGUUGGUUAUGGAUGCCCUACUCCAGAUAAGAGGGUGGUCUAUUCUGCCAAAUUGUUAAGGAAAUACGUCCAUCUGGAUGAAGGAGAUGUUUGCAGUUCAUGCAGUCUCAGGGGUUCUUGUGAGAAAGCAUAUUUGCUGACUAAUAAAGAGGAUGAAGCACGGACAAUGGACGUCAUGCGUAUGCUACUUGCAUAUGGUUUUGAUCCAAUAGACGGAUCAGUAGAAAAUAGAUCCCUUUUGAAGAUGAAAUCUGUAAAGACCAUUGUGCGAAAGUUGCUCCAUGAUGUAGUCAAGCUGAGUGCAGUUCCAAUAGAUCCAAAUCUCCCCCCUCCUGUUAUUAAAAAGCCACCACCCAAGGUGAAGCAACCACCUCCCCCUCCAAAGAGAAGAGUCGGGCGUGAUGAUAUUGAAAUGAAAAAGGGUGAUUGGCUCUGUCCAAAGUGUGACUUUAUGAAUUUCGCGAAGAACACAGUCUGCCUGCAAUGUGAUGCUAAGCGUCCAAAGAGACAAUUGCUUCCAGGAGAAUGGGAAUGCCCCCAGUGCAAUUUCUUAAACUAUCGAAGAAAUACAGAUUGUUUCCACUGUGAACACAAGCGCCCACCCGAUACAUAUCCUGAUAAUCAUUUUCCUGAAAAGCAACAUGGUUCUCACAUCAGGAUGGACAAGAAACCUGCCAGGGCUGAUGUUUCCAAUGCGUGGAAUUUUGAUUUUGACGAUAAUGAAUCUGAUGGAGCAGAUGUUGCUGCUUUUGAGUAUGCAGAUUCACAGAAACUGGAUGAAGACUUUCCCCUUAGCCAGCGGACUCCUCGUGAAUGUUCUAGAGGUCAUGGAAAUGGUCAAGAAAGGAGCAGACCUCCAACUCCAAGGGGCAUGGGAAUGGAUUAUUCUGAUUCUACUUCCACGAGGUCUAGUGUUGGAUUCAAUGAUUUUGAUGAAGACGAUGAUGAUGAUGUUGAUAGUUAUGAGUUAGUUGCCCAAAAUGAAGUACAUAGGGCUCCUCGAGUGGCUUUAUCAGAACUUGAAGCAGACUCGGAGUCUGAAGAUCUAGAAAACAGUGAAGGUAACAGGAACAUCCAUGGGAAAGCUAAAUCCCCAGCACGUGGCAGGAAACAAAUGAAUCGCCAAACAUUCUCUGAUUCGGAAGCUGACGUAGACUUCGAUACCGAUGAUGACCUCCCCGUUCACCCUAAGUGGAAAUCAAGUCAUGUUGCAGAUGUAAAACAGCAGAGAAGAGGUCGAAAGAGUAUGGCUUAUGGCGCAGAUGAUGACUUUGAAGUCGACUCUGGCUCUGAUGAUGAAAGUAUAAGAUACAAUAACAGAGCAAACAGAAGAGGCUCUAAUAGAUUAGAGUUUAGAAAUACCAGAGGAGGAAGAUCCAAUUUUAAUGACUCCUUUGCUGAAAGAGAUGCAGAUGGUGAUCUAAGCUAUAGGAGUGACAGACAGAGAGAUAGACGAGGUCAGGAUCGCCCAGGACAACCAUCCCGGGGUCGUGGCGGCAUGAUGGGCGACAGGAAAGGCUCACAGGGGCGCGAUUUUGGUAGAUCAUCAGGUGCAAAGAGCUUUGAUAGAAGUAGUCGAGAGGAUUCCUAUGGCGGGCGAGGAAAGAAUGCCAGAGAUGGCUACUCAUCGAAGUUCCAAAGCGACAGACGAGGUGGGUCGUUCAGCAAGAGAGGAGGAGGAAGAGGAAGAGGAGGAGGAAGACGGGAUGAUUGGUCACAAAGUUACGAAGAAGAUGACAAACCACAGAGACCUAGGGUAAAUGUGAGAUGAUGAUUCUCAGAAUGAGUUGGGAAAUACUCUCUGAGAUGAGCUGAGAAGUCUAUUUCCAAAUGUGAAGUAGGCCUCCUUAUGUUAGUGGUGAAACUGAAUGCUUGAAAUUGAUCAUCUGCGGAAGCGUAGUGCCUCCAGAAUGGUCGUGUUGUUACUAACACGGAGUUAGUUCUCUCGUGCUAAAUGAGGGGUGGGCUUGUUUGCCAUCAUCGAGUAUUAUGCCCUGUUUUCUUCCGCACUGCCAUUCUGUUGUCAUGUUAAAAGGUUGUGAUCUGCCUUUAAUAGUUGCCCAGAUUUUGUAAUGGAUGUUACACAAUUUUCCCUUUCAGGAAAUACAAUACGUACGAGUUAUAUUUGUUGA
This is a messenger RNA of Salvia hispanica, 2857 nucleotides long. RefSeq names its product zinc finger (Ran-binding) family protein. Gene Ontology annotation, molecular function: mRNA binding. The record is from RefSeq and is a predicted model, not a curated record. NCBI's taxonomy places the organism in Eukaryota, Viridiplantae, Streptophyta, Magnoliopsida, Lamiales, Lamiaceae. Gene Ontology annotation, cellular component: cytoplasm.